This is a messenger RNA of Hydractinia symbiolongicarpus, 537 nucleotides long. RefSeq lists its product as uncharacterized. The transcript is spliced from 2 exons. NCBI's taxonomy places the organism in Eukaryota, Metazoa, Cnidaria, Hydrozoa, Anthoathecata, Hydractiniidae. The record is from RefSeq and is a predicted model, not a curated record. The coding region runs from base 1 to 537 and encodes 178 amino acids.
AUGAGGAUAAAAGAAAAGGAUCUACCAGAACGCAUUACCAGGGUACAGCAGGGUUCAGUGCUGGGUCCACUACUGUUUAUUAUUUACAUUAACGACCUACAUAAUGCAAUCAAACAUUCUAGUACAUUUCAAUUUGCGCAUGACACUAGCAUGCAAUGUUGCGGCAAAUCUUCGAAAACUCUUAAUAAGCAAGUUAAUGAGGACUUGAAAUUACUACUACAUUGGCUAAUAGUCAACACAAUAUCUCUGAAUGUAGCCAAAACAGAACUUAUUCUAUUCAGAAACAAAAAUAAAACUGUGAAUAAACGUUUAAAUUUUAGGCUUAGUGGUCAACGCUUACAUCUUUUAGAAGAAGUACUCUAUCUUGAUAUGAUUCUCGACGAACAACUAAGUUGGAAUGGUCAUAUAACUUUAUUGAUCCAGAGGCUUGCACGAGCAACUGGAAUCCUGCCGAAAUUAAGACAUUUUGUAAACUACGAGACACUUCUCUUAGUUUACUACGCUCUAUUUGAUUCUCAUAUUGGACAUAGUUUUUAA